Messenger RNA from Myxocyprinus asiaticus (Chinese sucker), 4160 nucleotides. Its product is annotated as E3 ubiquitin-protein ligase LNX-like. Gene Ontology annotation, cellular component: cytoplasm. Gene Ontology annotation, molecular function: protein binding; ubiquitin-protein transferase activity. Gene Ontology annotation, biological process: ubiquitin-dependent protein catabolic process. Lineage: Eukaryota; Metazoa; Chordata; Actinopteri; Cypriniformes; Catostomidae. Bases 988 to 2955 code for a protein of 655 amino acids. The transcript has 10 exons. The record is from RefSeq and is a predicted model, not a curated record.
CCAUCCCACCAACCAACUCACCAUUCAUCCAUCUGUUUAAUCAACUGGCGUUCCAUCCAUCCAUCCAUCCAUCCAUCUAUCUAUCUAUCUAUCUAUCUAUCUAUCUAUCUAUCUAUCUAUCUAUCUAAUCAACUAAUCCAUCUAUCCAUCCAUCCAUCCAUCACUUGCACACCCCUCUUCAUGGCUGAAUGAACUGUUAAUCUGGAGGGGGUGGUCAUUGCCACAUGCUCUACCAUUGAGGCAUAAGAACAAUGAUAGAUGGACCACCCAAGCCUAUAUCUCCCCCUCUCUCCCAUCCCCGAUGGUUUGCCCCAGCUCUCUCUCUCUUUCUGUAGAGCAUGCUGCAGUAUAAGUUAGAGGCUGUGUUGCUGUACUCACAUAUACUCUCUCUCUAUCUCUCUCUCUCUCUCUCACAUUCACAGCAGUGUGUGUGCUCAUGAGCGUAAAUCCUCUUACUCUUGGAUGAUGCCCAGGACAGAUUAGACGGCGACGCAACCAUUUUAUCUGACCAGUGUGCCAGAAAAUGCUGCUCUAUGUCUCCUCUUCUUCCUCUACCUCACCACUCUCUUUUCUUCUCUACCUUGGCUGCCAUCACUCCAGUGCACCUGCCUCCUCAUCUUCUUGAGUCUUUCUUCAUCCUGCACUCUGCUCUCCUCCACUGGCAACGCUCCCAGUCCUACCUCUCUACUCUCUCUCUGCUGCUGGUGUUCUCACUGUCUAUUGAUGAGAUGACCGGGCUAAAAGCCUGAGGGAGGCAAGAACAAAAAGACAACAAAAGAAAGGAAAGUGGAGGGACAGAGGAACAAGAAGAAGAAGAAGAAUAGAUUCUUUACAUGAAGAUAAGGGGGGGGUCGGUACAGUCGUAAAAGUGGAUGAGAAAGGGACAGAGAGGAAGAGUGAUAGGUUGAACUGCACUCAGCCCAGAGAAAGCGAGAGAAAGCCAAAGAAAGAGAGAGGGAACAGUGGGAGCCCUGGAGAGAGGGGGUCAUGAAGGCUCUGCUACUGUUGGUUCUGCCCUGGCUAAGUCCAGCAAACUACACUGACAAUGUGGGCAACCUGCACAUCCUCUACUCCGAACUGUGUAAAGGAGCAUCACACUACGGCCUCUCCGCUGAGAGAAAGCGGCGCUCUCAAGAGGGGGAUUGCACAGACAGCACCUCGGAGCUCACUUUGGCAGCAUUGCCUGGGGACGGCUGCCCCUCCUCUGCUAUCACCCUCCUAUCAGAUGAGCAUGGCCUGGUUAACCCCGCCUAUGAGCCCAGUGUGGAAGACAACAGCCAGUCAGGGAGCACCACCAGCCUGGCAGCACGCAGUUGUUCAAGGAAGAGUGAGUAUCGUAACUUUGAUCGAACAUCGGUGCGCAGUCGGUCUUUUCGCCGCUUGAAUAGAGCGUUCAGUGUCCUGAGGAGGACCAAGAGUGGGACAGCAGUGGCCAAUGAGACCACAGAGGAAAGAGACAACCUUAGAAAUACCAACAUACCACCAGAGGUAUUUGCAUUACCUCAGCUGCAUCAUCUCAUCCCCGAUGGAGAGGUUACCAGUAUUAAGAUCACCAGGGUGGAUCCUUGUGAACCACUGGCUAUCAGCAUUGUCGGGGGCAACGAGACCCCUCUUGUCCGAAUCCUCAUUCAGGACAUCUACAGAGAGGGGGUCAUUGCUCGUGAUGGAAGACUGCUGCCUGGAGAUAUGAUCCUCAAGGUGAAUGGUAUAGACAUCAGUAAUGUGCCUCACUGUUAUGCCGUGGCAGCUCUUAAGCAGCCCUGCACACUGUUGCGGUUGACUGUACUGCGGGAGCAGCGCCACCGUUACCGAACCCACCACCACUCCCCCACCGAGGCCUUCCCCACCCAUACCACCACCAUCCGAGAUGACAGCCUACACGUGGUCCUCGUUAAGAGGGCCCCAGACGAGCAGCUGGGCAUCAAGCUGGUGCGCAGGCCAGAGGAGCAUGGCGUCUUCAUCUUCCAUCUACUAGAGGGGGGGCUAGCCGCCCUUGACGGAAGACUGAGGGUGGAUGACCGCGUGCUGGCUAUCAACGGGCAUGACCUGAGAUAUGGUGCCCCUGAGCAUGCCGCGCUGCUUAUACAGGCAAGUGAGGACCGUGUCCACUUCAUUGUGUCCCGUCAGACUCACAUCCCUACUCCAGACAUCCUGCAGGAGGCACCGUGGAACAUGGAGGGACCACCACCCUACUCACCUGUGGAUAUUGAGCAAUCAUUAUUGGACUCAUGCCAGAAGCCUGCAUGUUACGAGAAGACAGUGACUCUGUUGAAGGAGCCGCAUGAUUCGCUGGGUAUGACGGUUGCUGGUGGGAUGAGCAGCAGGGGGUGGGACCUGCCUGUUUACAUCACCAAUGUCGACCCCAACGGAGUGGUGGGACAGGAGGGCUCAAUCCGCAAAGGUGACAUCCUGCUGAAUGUGAAUGGGGUUGACCUGACGGGUGUUACUCGGAGCGAGGCUGUGGCUAACCUGAAGAACACCUCAUCCCCGGUGGUCCUGCAGGUGCUGGAAAUGAGACCCCCGAAUGAGAGCUCACUGGACUGUAUGCCCCCACUGCAUUCCCCCUGUGCUCUUUCACCCUCAUCUCCAGGAGACAUCAAACUACCCCCGCCUAAUGAUGAUUACGCUCCCCUCUGGGUGUCGUGGCUCCAGCUGCCCAGGCAUCUAUAUGGCUGUAAGGACAUUGUCCUCCGCAGGAGCACGUCUGGCAGCCUGGGUUUCAGUAUUGUGGGUGGACAGGAAGAACUCAACUGUAACCAGUCCUUUUUCAUACGCUCCAUAGUAGAGGGCACGCCCGCCUACAAUGAUGGCAGGAUACGAUGUGGGGAUAUACUGCUGGAGGUGAACGGGACGAGUACCUGGGGAAUGACACACACGUCUCUGGUGCGCCUUCUCAAAGAGCUUAGGGGCCGGAUCACUCUCACCAUUGUUUCAUGGCCUGGAAGCCUGUUAUAGGACAACUCUGCAUGGGGGAGGGGCUUAAAACUCAGGGGUGGAGCUUAUAAUACAGACCGUAUAAUGACAACAAAUGGUGUAUUUGAGUAUAAAAGACUUCAUUGAUAGGCGGGGCUUAUUAAAUGAACUGCCCCAGGAAGCGAGAAAUGACAAAUGGACCUCAACCAGCUACUAGGAGCUUGCACAAACUCUACAGAUGAAGGCUGAGCUAAUGAUAUGACUCCAGCCCCAAGAGGCAUGUUUAUCAAACAGACUCCAAAAUCAAGAGUCGCUUUAAUGAUUUCCCAAGGCAUAGAGAUGAUAGCUGGCAAUGAGAAAAGUGCAUGACAGGAACAACCUGUCCAGUUUUUUGUGGAAAGUGGAGCUACUAAAAGGCUGGGAGGGUCUAAAACACAAAAUAAGGAUAAAGGAGUUGGAGAAUCACUCUGAUGAUACAUUGAGGAGUGUGUCUGUCAAUAAAUGAGUCAGAAAUAGUUGUAUAAACAUUAUGGGCACUGUGCUAUAGGUAGUCAUAUUGUGUGACUCUUAUAUUGUUUCUUCAAGGCAGGGAUAGGGGAGAGAAGUUUGUGAGGAGUUGGACGAUAGGUGUGUGGUAUAUAUAGAGUCUGGGUGGAGGACACACACGUUGCCAAUCCCAUUAGUUUUACAUGUUAGAAAAUGCAUUGAAGUGGAUGCACAUUUCUUAAAUAUAAAUGUUGGUAUCUAUAAAAAGAUAACGAAACAAACUCAAGCACUUGUUCUGUGACUAAUAUAACUUUGGUUUCUUUUUCUCUCCGUUCCUAUGGCUUUCGGAUUUCAGCUUCGUUUCGUUUGUUCUGACACAUUUGCCAAGUCUAUGUUGGUACGUUUCAGAUGCUGUUGCGAAAGAAAAUAAACUAUAGUGAAUAAUAAUAAAAAAGAAUAGCAACUGAAAUAAGAAGACAAAGCAAUGUUCAUAAUCUAUUUUAAAAAUGGAAGAUAAAUUAUAAUGCUUAUAAAAACGUGAUAUUUUGGCAGCCUUGCUGAUUUUUUUUUACUUUUAUGUAAAGGAGAAAGUGAUGUAUGAAUGGCACACUGUGUGUUUCUGAGAGAGAGAGAGAGAGAGCGAGAGAGAUAGUGAGUGUGUGUCGGUAUCAUUGUGGGCAUCUCAUGCUUUGGCUUGUGCAGUAUACUGUACAUGUUGUUACCUUUGGUUCAAUGAUCAAUAAAGUCAUUCUACAAGGAGA